AUGCCGUCUCCAAAGCAGAUCCUAGCGCUGAUCUUGACUUCCUGGGCGCUUUCCCCGGAAGUCGCGGCGGUGCCUCAAUAUCCUGGAAUCUCUGCCGGCAGCUCUGGGCAGUCCUCCACGGCCGCGCUUAAAUCCUCAAGCGCUGUGCCUCUUCCUAGCGAGGGAACUCCCAACUCGAGCAGGCUCAUUCCCACUUCUGAUAUCGGGGUGCAUCCAUUCCCCCCAGCGAUAUCGUCGCCAGCUGCAGCUGCCUCUCAAGAUGUCCCUCAAGGAGUCGCCCCUGCCGAGGGUGUUGCUCAUCUACCGCCCCCGGUUUCUCCCAGCGUCCCAUCUGCGUCUCCAGCCGGCAGCAGUAUGCCGCAUGGACGCAUUCCCUCGUCCGAACCUCUUGUGCAUCCCCCGCAUUCCCUCACGUCAAGCUCCGCCGCCUCUUCGUCGCAUGUACCAGAGCCUCCCAAAUCUGCACCUCCCGAUAUUGAGUCCUCGAAACCGGUGCCAGAGCCUACUGAAAAGCCCGUCGGGACUUCGCCCGCGUGCCCGCCUGUGGAGUGCCCUCCAUGUCCCUCCGCCCACAUGGUCACCGUCACCGUGACACCCAGCAGCACCAGCACCAGCACCAGCAUCUCUGCCUUGCAUCAGUUUUCCUUCAAGAAAGCCGUAAUCGACCACAGCAGCGGGGUCCUGCCAGCGAGUGUCACAGCCAGUGCCAAGUCAAGUACGAACGACACCGAGCCCGACCGAGGCAAAGAUAAAGACAAAGAUAUAGACGAGGAGGAGGACGAAGAGGAAGAUGUCGUCAUUUGCAUCCUCCCGCUCCCGCCGUCAUCCCCGACCCAACCACUACCUUCGAAGACGAGCAGUAUUGGCGGCGAGAUCUCCAUUCUGACAGGCGGAGGAGGAGGGCCUAUACCAACAGGCGAUACGGGAGGCAUCCGGCUAACGCGCACCAAGACUCGCACUCGCAGUCGCAGUCGGACUCGAACUUCGACGACACUGACUCCGCUGGUACCGCCGAUUCAUCCCACCAUUCAGGAAGGUGCCCAUCCUACUACUCAGCCUGUCCAUAUACCACCACCACCAGUUGAAGGUAUCAGCAGCAGCAGCAGCAUGAUCCCGCCGAUUCAUACCUUCCCUCCUCCAAUGCCGUCACUCCCUCGGCCCUCGCUGUCUCUUCCUUCGCCUUCUCUCUCUCUCCCCACCCCCGAACCCGAACCCGAACCCGAACCGUCAUCCUCCUCCUCCUCCUCCUUCGGACCCAUGGCCGAACACCCCCAUCCCCCACCUCCUCAUGCCACAAGCGCAAGCCAUAUGUCCGUCUCAUUCACCUCCGUUUUCUCCCCUACCUUCCUCACGCAGUCCUCCUCCUCAACCUCAACGACCCCAUCAACACCAUCACAAUCAGCCCACCUAGCCCCCCGCAAAAACAACAUGAAAUUCCCCCACAUCGUCCGCCAUCAUCUCCAGGAUUAGGUUGGAAUAAUCCGGGUCAUUGAGGAGACACAAGUGGAAGUGGACUGAAUAAUCGAAUCGUCCUCCUCUGCUCAUUGCUUUCCAUUCUUCUUCAGCCCCAGGAACCUCUAUCUGUUUUCCUCAUCUUUCUCGGAUCUUUUCGUGAUAUUAUGUUAUGUUAAUUUCCCCCCCCCCGGCGCAAUUCCGUCCUUGGUAUUUCCAUCUACUCCCUUUAUAAUAAUCAGUCUACACACACAAAAAAAAAGGUGUCAGUGGUAUAACAACAUCGAAUUGAGCUCCUCAUCUAGUCCUCAGCCAUUGCGGCAAUCCCAAUCAAUCCCCGGUUCCCAAACGAGUAU
Molecule: messenger RNA, 1808 nt
Organism: Aspergillus homomorphus CBS 101889
Lineage: Eukaryota; Fungi; Ascomycota; Eurotiomycetes; Eurotiales; Aspergillaceae
Exons: 1
Coding region: 1-1470 (489 amino acids)
Source: RefSeq, a predicted model, not a curated record